UGAGAGAGCGUUGUAGAGGAAAAUACAGCGCCGCUGCUAGACGAUCAAUAUAAACUCUGACCGUCCCACCUCUAUCCUCAAAAUCAGACUAGCUUCAGUUGAGGUGGAAAGCAGUUGCUGUUAUUUGUAGCUGAAUGUCCGUUUGUGACAUCGCUGAUUAUUUUUCUUAUACCCGAAAAUGAUAAAACAUAAUUAAACAUUUUUACGCAUUGUUAGAUUUUGUGGGCCCUGUGCAAUGGUUAACGAGUUGGUUUUGACUAUUUUUAUUGCAGUUUUUCUUCAUGCUGCUUGUUACUAUCCAUGUUCGGGCUCCAACGCGAAAAUCAACUUUCGGGAGAAGGAAAAGGAAGUGUUGGAUCAGAUUCUUGGACCAGGACGAUACGAUGCUAGGAUAAGACCUUCAGGUGUUAAUGGAACAGUUGAAGGAGAUGGUCCGACAGUCGUACGCAUCAACAUCUUCUUGCGGUCUAUCAGCAAAAUUGACGAUUAUAAAAUGGAAUAUUCAGUACAACUAACUUUUCGGGAACAGUGGAUGGAUGAACGGCUAAAAUUUAAUGACUUUCAUGGAAAGUUAAAGUACUUAACACUUACUGAAGCAAACAGGGUAUGGAUGCCGGAUCUUUUCUUCUCCAACGAGAAGGAAGGCCAUACGCAUAACAUUAUUAUGCCUAAUGUCUAUAUCAGAAUUUUCCCUUACGGAUCAGUAUUGUACAGUAUUAGGAUAUCGCUCACACUAUCAUGUCCCAUGAACUUGAAGUUAUAUCCUCUAGAUAGGCAGAUUUGUUCACUUCGAAUGGCCAGUUAUGGCUGGACUACGGAUGAUUUAGUCUUCCUAUGGAAAGACGGCGAUCCAGUUCAAGUAGUCAAGAAUCUUCACCUUCCUCGAUUUACUUUGGAGAAAUUUCUGACAGACUACUGCAACAGCAAAACAAAUACAGGCGAGUACAGUUGUCUGAAAGUGGAUCUACUUUUCAAGAGAGAAUUCAGCUACUACCUUAUCCAGAUUUACAUUCCUUGCUGCAUGUUGGUAAUCGUAUCCUGGGUUUCAUUCUGGUUGGAUCAAGGAGCUGUACCAGCAAGGGUAUCUUUGGGAGUAACUACUUUGCUGACAAUGGCAACGCAGACAUCAGGUAUCAAUGCGUCUUUACCGCCAGUGUCUUACACUAAGGCAAUCGAUGUAUGGACCGGAGUAUGUUUAACAUUCGUGUUUGGCGCACUGUUGGAGUUUGCGCUGGUUAACUAUGCGUCACGUUCAGAUAUGCAUCGCGAAAAUAUGAAGAAACAGCGCAGACAAGUUGAAUUAGAACACGCACAAUCAUUAGACGGUGCUUCUGAUAUGAUUGAUACUGAUAGUAAUGCCACUUUUGCAAUGGUAAGAAACCGAUCUCUGCACAAUCACAUAGAUGCUAACAAUCCUUCUCCUUUGCUUCAGAAACCUUUAGUACGCGGACCGGGUGACUCCAUGAGAUUAGAGAAAGCUCAUUGUGAGGUUCAUAUGCAACCAAGACCAAACUGUUGUCGGUCUUGGUUAUCUAAAUUCCCGACUAGGUCUAAACGUAUUGAUGUCAUUUCCAGAAUAACAUUUCCUUUGGUUUUUGCAUUAUUCAACGUUAUUUAUUGGUCCACGUACCUUUUUAGAGAGGAAGCAGAGGAGUCCUAAACUUCCUAAUUGUCCCUCAAAUUUCUUAGGCUUACUCCAACAGUCCCAGUGUGGUGUAAAUGCUAUUUUUAAAAGUUGCGUAAUUCUGAAUUGUUAACCAACAGGGUUAUUGUACAAUGUCUGUUGCUGAUUUUGGACGGCAGGUCUAAGCAAUAAUCGCUCGGUUGUUUAAUCUUGCUCAAAUUUUCAAUAUUCUACCCCAAUCAUUUGCAAUAAGAUAUUUUAACCCAAUGUGGAAAUACAAGGUUUGGUGCUUCUUCCUUCAAAUAAUGAAUGGAUAUCGUAUUCAAGAAGAUGAAAAACAUCUCAAUUAAUUGUUCUUCGCAAAACUUAUAUUCCUGUUUUAGUCUUUGAUUCUUAGUAAUUGUCAUCUCGAAGUGCUCUAAAGGCAUCAAAAGGCAGAUACAGCAAUUUUAUUGUCAACUUCCACAUUACUCAAAAAUACAUUUGACACAGCAUUUUUUCAUAUAAAUUGUCUAGCUUCUAAUAAUUGGUACCGUGUAAAUAAUUGUACAUUCAUCAGGACACAACGCCGAGACAGCUUCUCAUCUCAAGUAAAUAGACAUUUUCAAAAAUGCUAUAUAUUUUUUUAAUUUAUAGCAAACAUGACGUAAAUUAGUUGCCGCAUUAAUAUAAUUGGAAACAAGAAAAUUAUCAGCAUUUAUUCCAAAAUAGUACCCUGAGAACCACCGGUACCUUUAAACGCACUAUUUAUUACUAGUUGGAGCAGGCAGCGGUUUUUUAAAGUUAAAACCACCGAACUUAAAUUAUGUUCACUGUCUCGAAUAAAAGUGGAAUAAUCUAGUGAUUUAUAUUUCCCCCAUUGAGAAAUAGUUUGUUUUUCGACCUAACUUAUUGCUAAUUUUAUUUUAGAAUAUCUUUUCUUUCGACCAACUUAAAAAAAAAAUUCGGCAACAGGUAAUUAAUUGCUUACUUACUAACCUAAAAAAAACAUUUAUACAUUACAUUGUAUUUGUAAUUUCAUCGUCCGUGUCUGGUGAAUGUGCACAUUAUAUGACUGUAUUUGUUAGACCAGUAAAAAAACUUCCGAACAUUGUAUUUCUAUGAAAUGCAGUUUUUUCGUUCACGACAAAUUAAUUAUUUUUGUCACAAGUGAAAAUGCAGUGCCAAAAUUAAUUACUUUUCCUGAUUCAACAUAGGUAACGUAAAAUUAUAAUAAAUAAUCAUUAUGUAAAUAAUCAUAAGAACGGUAAAUUAACGGCAGGGUAGAAGGAAGAUAUGGGGUAAUAUAAUUUUUAUCAAGCAACAUAAAAGUAUUAACAUCUUUUACUUCCCGUGUAAUCACGUUACAGUGAUAAAGCUACACGGAUAAAAUUAUACAGCUUUAUUAAUUAAAUAAUUAAUUCAACUAAUAACUAUUUAUGUGCUAAUAUUUUUCAGUGCAGAAAACAAAACUAAUUGAAUUCAAUGUUUUUUAUAAUUCUCUAACAAUUUAAUCACCGUGCCGGAUUAGCAAACUUAUUAUUUGGGUCUAGUUUGAGAUACUUUUUGUAUCCAAAUCCGCUUGAUAUUUUAAUUAAAAUCAGGGACAAACUUUAAUCCGAAAAGCUUAGCGUAUAAUUCUGAAGCAAAAGUAAUUAUAUUCGAAAGAAAAUCGUAAAACCACAAUUUCUUUAAAAUAUAGACGUUUGGUUCCACAUUCUACAAAUAAAAUAUUUCUAUCGUAAUACAUAUAAACAGCAAUCCAAAAAUAUAAUGGAUCGGCCCACAUAAAAUUAAAUUAUAAUUUAUUUUCAGUUUUAAUGUUAAUAGGUAGUCAAAUUUGCCACUUCAAAUAGUUUUGCUUUCAUAGCUUUCUUAGUUUCUUAGUUACAAUUGACAUUGGAAAAACUACUAAUCUAAAUACAAAUUAACGUAAUUAUUACCUCAGAUUUCCCAUUUGACAUUCAAUAUAGCGGCACAAAGUAGUAGGGUGUCGUAUGGUUCUUGUAUAGUUUACUCUGCAGUUGCAGAGCAAUGAAUGGGUCGCUCAAAAUAAAAAGUAUAUCGACAACAGUAGGUGUUAGCACAGUCUGUUCACUUAGAAUAGAAAUAUUGGUUGUAUAAAAACUCCUAUCUGUAUUAAUAACAUAUUAAUAUAAUUCUUAUAGGCGAAUAAACGUAUGGCACGAUUUUAACAAUCAUGGCAAUUUUAAAUUUCUGAAGUUUUCUUUCCAAUUUUCGAAUAAUUUUGUAAUAGUAGUGGUGUCAUGUUUGUUAAAAUUGAUGAAAAUAUUAGACAUGAUAUGGGCCUAUGACCUUAACUAUUAGAGUGAAACAUUCCAAAAUGUGAUAUAUUUAUAGUGAUGGUUAACAAAAAAAACUGUAGUAUGCAACUUUUGGAAAACAUUAAUCAAUCCCUGUGUUUUGAUCUACACAACAUAUAUCCCACAAAUGUGAAACUAUUCAAUAUUUAAAUGUUUCAUGUGUCUUUCGCUAAAGGGCAACAGUUUCCUUGGUAUUUUAAAACACUAUCAGUGUUGUAUCACCAAUCCUUUCAACUAGAUAGUAUCAAUUUGCUAUUUACAAAAAUUAAACCAGGAAAAUUUAAAUAGCGUAAUAUACUAAAAUGUGACUGUUAAAAAAUCGGAGAUUCCUACAUCUCAUACAUCUACGAGACUUACUAUCGUAUGAAAUUCCCCUAAAAACGUCAUAUUAUAUUAGUAAAGUGAUAUGUGUGUAUUCUAAAGGUGUGUGUUUAUAUUUUAAGUACUGUAGGUACAGUUUUACCAUAGCAAUGCGACUUUUUAAAUUAAAUUUAACACCAAUUUAUUAGUUUAUCAAUAAAUUUGCUUGAUAUUGAUACUGAUAACUGAUAGAUCCGAAUGUCAUUAUGCUACCUUUCGAAAUAAAGAAUAAAAGGAAUAUAAUAUGAAAUGUUGUACUAUAAAGUUGUUUAUUGACUUAGUUUCGAAAUUAUUUAAAAUUUACCAAAUACAGCCAGUGAGUAACGCGUCGAAAUAAUGUUAAUUGACUUAUUAUAAGUGCUUCUCUUUCUGUACUUAUUCGAUUGUGUCUUGUUAAUGAUGAAUGUUUUUAUUUAAAUCUUUAUUUUUAAGUUUAAAAACUUUAAAGAACGCUUAAAAAUCAUAAAUUAGAGGAUAAUAGUGAAUUUUUAUACAGUGUAGCAGAAAGUAAGGCGAUUGUUAAAAUGUAUUAUCUCGAAGAACGGUUUAGGGUAUUUAGAAUAAAUCAUCUGUACGUAAUAAACUUGUUGGAAUUUUCAAUUAAUUUGAUCGAAAUAAUGAAGCACGAUGCAUAUAAGCUAACCGAUGAAUUUUAUAAUGCUCAAAUACAAAAACGCAUAAACAUUUCUUAACGCACAACUUAGGCUGUCAUCUUCCAGGGGCAAAAGAAAAAAAUCAAAAUAAUUGUUGAGACUAUACAUUUUUUAAGCGGUUUUAUCUUUUAAUUACUACAACAGGAAAUGUUAAAUUAUUUUAGGGAAUCUGCAGCAAAAAUAUUUCCAUAUAUUUUUGGGAACGGUGUAUAUUAUUGUACAAAAACGUGGCGUUGAUUCGUAUCAUUGAGAAAUUUUGUUUGUUUUUAUUUUAUUGACGAAUUUCUACUUAAAUUCGCAGUGAAAGUCUACGGAAUUUAUUAAGAAAAUAAAACUCCCACAAAAAAUUCAAUUUUCGCAACAGUCGGAUCAAAAGUUAUUUGAAAAUUCCGAACUUCAAUUUUGAGCCUAUACAUACUGGAAGCCCUUACUUAAUUCUCCUCUUGGAGAAAUCAUCAAUCUAAGCUCCAAAACGACGUGUUUCGAUUAGGGCAAUAAUUAGUUGCACCAUAUAUCAAGGAUAUUGUGUAGGUAAUUUUUUUAUUUUAUUUUCUUAUUAUUUACUUGGCCAUCCGUUUGCAAAUAGUUAAUUUCACAUGCUACAAGGAAAAAGCGUCAUGUGAAAUAUGUAAAUAUUUUGUAAAUAAAAAACGUCCUCUAUUUCCAGAUAAUUUUUUUAAAUGUUAAAACUAUUAAUUCAGUUAACUUACUGGAAUUUUUCUCAUAACUGAAACCAAAUAGAGUAAUUAUCAGCAUUAAUAAAUAACUUAUUUAUUAGUGAAUAUACCACAUUGAUUGAAAUAUGAAAUAAUGAUUAAAUAUUGCAAUUUUUGCGGAUACGAUUUUUCUCAUGUGUACACACAAAAGAUUAACCUCAUAAAGCUUUUCUAGAAAAUAUAUUUUCGAAUGGAAUAAGCUGCAUAUUAUCAGGUUAACAAAAUCAUAAUGUAUUUCUUCAUAAGGAAGGCUUAAUACAAUGUCACAUCAAAGAAAAUUAAAAAAAUUUGCAGUUUCUUUAAGCUCAUUUUUAUUCUAUUUUUUAACCCAUUCACCCUAGACGUAAUCUUAUGGAGAGCUGAAACAUGUUAACAUUCAACACCUACUUGCCUAAUUUUAACACUGCACACUUUAUUCACUGUACUCUACUAAUUUAAACCUUUCCUGACCUGACAAUUUUUCAAAAAAAAAAUUCUACAAAGCCGCCAAAUACUAAGCAACUUUUCGCAUGUAAAACGUAUUUUUUUCAGAUUUUUGUAAACGCGUUGAUUUUCUAAUUAUGCAGUCACCAUUAGAGCGAAAGUCUACUGUUUCUCAGUUCAACCUUCCGGAUAGUGCAGGUUUAAUUUCGAACAGCUACUAUUUUUUUUUCCUUUAACAGUUAUCCGUAUUUUCGUCUAUGAUUUUGUACCAUUUAAAACACAUUAGGCAGUAGAUUUACAAUUUUAUUUUAAAUGUCAGCGAAUUAAGUCAAACGUGUGAAAAAUGUUGUUCACUUUAAACUGUUUAUCCACGACUAUUCAGUAUUAGACUGAUUAGGAACGUGUCGAGUUAAGAGUAAUCACUCGUAUUAAUCCUAGGGGAAUAAUAAGCGGAAAUCUUCAUUAUUCCCUACUGCACUGUGGAUGAAAAUAUAGUAAUGCAAAGCUAAAAAAAUAUUUUUUCCUGUAACUGUUUUAUUUCGAAUUACAAAAAAUAGUGCAUUCCUAGGACGAACAAAAAAUUAUGUCUUUGCUGCUAUCAAAAAUAUAUUUUCAUAUGCAUAGGACUUAAAGUAGCAUGAUUGUUUUAUCUCAAAUAUAUACGUAUUAAGUUUCUUCUUUGCGUUCUUGCUUUUCUUCUUUGCUAUUCAGACAGCCUAGUUUCAAGUGCAGUACUUUUAAACAAAUCUUGAAUAACUCGUGGAUAAAUUGCACAGAAGAAUAAUGAUUGUCUUAACAUAUUCUCUGACUGGAACGUUUUUCGAGGUAAUCGUGGAAAAUAUUUUUAUUCUGACGUUUCGCAGCCAUCGAUGGUUGCUGGAUAUGAGAAACAAUUUUUUCCACGACGAGCCUACAGGGCCGAUAACCGCAACAGUUUGAAUAAUAUAUUAAUAUAUAUUAUCUGAUAUGCUCACAGUAGCACAAAACCCAAAAGAUGACAGCCUUAUCUAUAACACGUUAAAUUGAACUUACCUUAUAUGCAUACCGUUUAUGUGACACAUUUGAUUCAAAAUUUAGUAACUAGACCUACGUAUAAAUAGUAAUAUAAUUCUCUACUGAUAUCACCAAGCAGUAUUUGAUUGAUGUGUUACUAGCGAAGUACGUCACUGACCUAAUACAGGGUGGCAAAAUCGUUCACCGUUUUACUAGACACCAAAUGUAAAGUAAAAUGUUUCGGGUAUUUUUACGUUCACUGUCGAUGAAAUUCUAGGAAAUACUUCACAAAAUCGCUUUUAUGUUUGUAAAUAUCUUUCUUAUAGGAAAUAAUAGAAUAACUUUUUAUUAAGAGACUUUGAUAUUUGUAGCUGUUUCUUUAAGAAUUGUGAAAUUUUGACUAAUAAUACAUAAUAAAAUUCUAGAACAAA
This is a messenger RNA of Dendroctonus ponderosae (mountain pine beetle), 7503 nucleotides long. RefSeq names its product glutamate-gated chloride channel (gene GluClalpha). The transcript is spliced from 8 exons. The record is from RefSeq and is a predicted model, not a curated record. Lineage: Eukaryota; Metazoa; Arthropoda; Insecta; Coleoptera; Curculionidae. Gene Ontology annotation, molecular function: chloride channel activity; neurotransmitter receptor activity; extracellular ligand-gated monoatomic ion channel activity. Gene Ontology annotation, biological process: regulation of membrane potential; signal transduction; nervous system process. Gene Ontology annotation, cellular component: synapse; membrane; neuron projection. The coding region runs from base 236 to 1660 and encodes 474 amino acids.